GUUCGAUCCCCUCAGACGGCGUUCAUAAUUUUUUUGUAUUUGUCCUUUUUGUUUGGGUCCCUAAUCUUGAGUCUAUCUUCUGGUUUAAGGUAUAAAUAAUUAAAUAUUAUAAAUCCUAACCCGACUCGGUGCACUUCAAAACGAGUUAACUAAUUUUACCUUCCAAGCCAUCAAUCAAUCUCUUUCAAAGGUUUUAGGGUUCCGUCACCGAUAACUCUCUCUCUCUCUCGUCAAAACAUGACUGCCGAAUUGAAAGAGGAGAUCCUCGCAGCCAAAUUGGAAGAGCAGAAGAUCGAUCCUAAGGUUUCCGAUUUUAGAUCUGAAUCUUCAUUUGUCGAACUCCAUGAACAUCUCGGACAUGACGGCGAGGAAGGCGGCCGAUCAAAGCAAAGCAGAAGUGAGAAAAAGAGUAGGAAAGCAAUGGUGAAGCUUGGGAUGAAACCCAUCACUGGUGUUAGCCGUGUCACCAUCAAAAAGAGCAAGAAUAUCUUGUUUGUGAUAUCGAAACCUGAUGUGUUCAAGAGUCCAGCAUCAGAUACAUAUGUGAUCUUCGGUGAGGCGAAGAUAGAGGAUUUGAGCUCGCAGCUUCAGACUCAGGCUGCAGAGCAGUUCAAGGCUCCGGACCUCAGCAGCAUGAUUUCAAAGGGAGAAACAUCGAGUGGUGUAGCCGCAGCUGCUGCUGAUCAGGACGAUGAAGUGGUGGACGAGGAGGGUGUGGAGCCAAAGGACAUCGAGCUGGUUGUGACCCAAGCAGGAGUGUCUAGAUCAAGGGCUGUUAAGGCUCUCAAGGCCGCUAAUGGAGAUAUAGUCUCUGCCAUCAUGGAGCUUACCACCUAAAUUCCAAAACCUUUUCUACUUGGAUGAUGUUUCUUUUUCCCUUUCAAGUGUUGUAUCAUUAUUUAUACCAUCAUCUUAAGACUCAUUUUCAUAUUUUCAAGUGAGAUUUUCAUGAGUUUGUUUUGUUAUCAAGAGAAAUGCUAGUGCUGAUCUUAUCUCUAUGGCAUCAUCACUCAAGCUUUUACG
Thlaspi arvense is the source of this 1023-nucleotide messenger RNA. NCBI's taxonomy places the organism in Eukaryota, Viridiplantae, Streptophyta, Magnoliopsida, Brassicales, Brassicaceae. The record is from the annotation of a GenBank genome assembly.